This is a messenger RNA of Leucoraja erinaceus (little skate), 7443 nucleotides long. RefSeq names its product nuclear receptor ROR-alpha A-like. The record is from RefSeq and is a predicted model, not a curated record. Gene Ontology annotation, cellular component: nucleus. Gene Ontology annotation, molecular function: zinc ion binding; nuclear receptor activity; RNA polymerase II cis-regulatory region sequence-specific DNA binding. Bases 111 to 1520 code for a protein of 469 amino acids. NCBI's taxonomy places the organism in Eukaryota, Metazoa, Chordata, Chondrichthyes, Rajiformes, Rajidae. Gene Ontology annotation, biological process: regulation of transcription by RNA polymerase II. The transcript has 10 exons.
CCACGGCGGGAAGGGCGGAGGGAGGCGCGGCGCUGAGGGGAGGCGAUCCCAGCCCAGCCCGGCCGUGCCGCCUCCCUCCCUCCCUACCUACCUACCCGGACAACACAACCAUGCAUGUGCUGUGCUCGGCGAUGAAAGCUCAAAUUGAAAUCAUCCCAUGCAAGAUCUGUGGAGAUAAAUCAUCAGGAAUCCAUUACGGAGUCAUCACCUGCGAAGGCUGCAAGGGGUUCUUCCGGAGAAGCCAGCAGAGCAAUGCCACCUACUCGUGCCCGCGGCAGAAGAACUGUCUGAUUGACCGAACGAGCCGCAAUCGGUGCCAGCACUGUCGCUUACAGAAGUGUCUGAUGGUGGGGAUGUCUCGCGAUGCUGUCAAGUUUGGCCGCAUGAGCAAGAAGCAGAGGGACAGCCUGUACGCAGAGGUGCAGAAGCAUCGGCUGCAGCAACAGCAGCAGCAGCAGAGGGACCAGCCGCAGCCGCAGCCUCCCGGCGAGGCAGAGCCCCUCACCCCACCCUAUAGCAGCCUGGCAGAACUCAACAGCGACCUCAGCAACCUGUACGUGGACGGGCAGGCAGCCGAGGUGGGCAAGGCAGAGCCGGCCAUGAACAACCUCUACCUGGACAUUCAGCCCUCUCCUGACCAGUCCGGUCUAGACAUCAACGGCAUUAAGCAGGAACCCAUUUGUGAAUAUGCAACAGGACCAGACUUCUUCCCCUACUGUUCCUUUACAGAUGGGGAAACCUCUCCGACUGCCUCGAUGGCUGAGCUAGAGCACCUUGCACAGAACAUUGCCAAGUCCCACAUUGAGACCUGCCAAUACCUCCAGGAGGAGCUCCAGCAACUGAUGUGGCAAACAUACGUGCGGGAGGAGCUGGAGAUUUAUCUGAACAAGCCCAGGGAGGUGAUGUGGCAGUUGUGUGCUAUCAAGAUCACAGAGGCGAUUCAAUAUGUGGUGGAGUUUGCCAAACGCAUUGAUGGAUUCAUGGAACUGUGUCAAAACGAUCAGAUCGUACUUCUGAAAGCAGGUUCUUUAGAAGUUGUGUUCGUCCGAAUGUGUCGAGCUUUCGACUCCCAGAACAACACCGUGUAUUUUGACGGGAAGUUUGCCGGUCCAGAUGUCUUCAAAUCACUGGGUUGUGAUGACUUGAUCAACUCCGUCUUUGAAACUGGCAAAAGUCUGUGUGCGCUGCACUUGGUGGAGGAUGAGAUUGCCUUGUUUUCUGCUUACGUGUUGAUCUCGGCUGACCGCCUGUGGCUGCAGGAGAAGCUCAAAGUGGAGAAGCUGCAGCAGAGGAUCCAGCUGGCACUUCAACACCUACUGCAGAAGCACCACCGAGAGGAUGGCGUUCUCACCAAGCUCCUAUCUAAAGUGACUACAUUACGAGCACUGUGCAAUCGACACACGGAGAAGCUCUCCUCGUUUAAAGCAGCACACCCCGACAUCGUGCGUGUGCACUUCCCACCGCUGUACAAGGAGCUGUUCGGCUCCGAGUUUGAGCAGAUGAUGCCAGCAGAAGGUUAACGAUUGGCACCAGCGCACACCGAUGCCGGGACAUCCUGCCACGGGUGAAGUGAGAGGACACUGGCUCCAUGCCCCAGCCACGCGCACAAGCCCAGGAGAUCAAAGAGGUGGCACGGUCCUGGCAGGGAACUUUGGGGCGGGGUAUUAACAUUAGUUUCCUAGUGAAAGUUGAACCUGUUUUCUCAUGCAUUUAGUUUGUGUAGAGCACAGUGUACAGUGACAUUAUAAUGCUGAGAAGCUUAUUUAGAGCCAAUCUUUUACAGGGUAUAUUGAGUAAAUACAUUGAAUAUAGCAUUUAAUAUCAGUAUAUCAUUUUAACCUUGAUGUGCUGUGAGAUGAUAUAUGAAUCUAUAUUUUAAGCACCUUUUCGCAAUUUGUACAUGAUAUGUUGGUAUUUAUUAACUCUGUUAGAGGACAUGCACAAGAAAUGUUAUUGUGGAGUGUACAGGAGGAGUUGGGAGUUUCAGAUGCUGCUGUUUAAGUUGAUGCUUGUGUGUUGUAGGAAUGCCCACACAAUUAGUUUGGUUUACAAAACGCACUCCACUUUCCAUUGUCUGUGUGGCUGGUUAGUGUGCAAUUGAUUUGGUUCCAGAAUAAUACAGUGAAAGGAGGUGGAAGCAAAUAAUUUAUUAAAUACAAAGGCUUGUCUGGACCACUUAAGAAAGAGUUCUAUUUUUAUAACCCUCGUACAAAUAUUAGGAAGCACUUAAAAUAUUCCUGCAAUAAAAGAGAUGUGAUUUGUGUAAGAUUUUGUUUUGUAAGGCAAGACAAUAAUGGAAAGAAUUGUUAUUUUCUAAAGGCUUGGUAAUAUUUUCUUCUGAGACCAUGUCUGAUUCUGUCUUGUGAGACCUUUUUCAUCUGAUGUUUAUAUGUUUUCCGGCAAAUGUCCUUGAAAUGGAGGUUUCCUCGUGGAACAACAUUCCAAAAAUGUGUGAGUAUGUCGAAUAGUCCAAAGCACACGUCUGAUUUUGGGUGGGGAGUGUGGGUGGGUAAGGUUAGAUGUGGGUGUACAUUGGUGGAUGGCAGCGAGAAUGCAUGGGUGUGUGCAGGAGGAUGAUGUAUGGGUCUGUGUGGGGCUGUACGGGUGACAGAAUCGGUGUACCUUUGGAGGCGAGUGCGAAGAUAUGUGGGUGUACAUGGAUGUGCGUGAGUGUGUUUGUGGGAGUGUGCUCACUUGUGGUGAGUCUGGGUCACUGUUGCUUUUUGCACGCCUCAUUCCUCCGUAGUGCAAUAUGUAAAAGGGCACUGACUGGUGCAUAUUUAACCCCUCAGGGAAGUAAACGGUGUGUUUAUGCAGUCACUUCUUUUGCUAAGGGCUGUCGUCUGGAUUAUUUAUGUGUGUGUCCGUGUGUGAGGCAGUCCUGGAAUUAGUCUGGCUCGAGGAUCACUCGGGAUGAUCGGAACCUUGCACUUAGGCCAGUGUUUGUUUGAAAUGCAGUUACCAUUGAUACACUGGCUGGUAUUGUUGUUACUGUGGUCUGUUACUAUCAGUACACAUGGCUGGCAUUGUUACUGGGGUGUGUUACCAUUGGUACGCAUGGCUGCCACUGUUGUUACUGUGUCGGAAGGAAGUGCAAAUGCUGGUUUAUACCAAAGAUGGACACAAAAAACUGGAGUAACUCAGCGGGCCAGGCAGCAUCUCUGGAAAAAAAGAAUAGGUGACGUUUGGGGUCGGAACCCUUCUAUGGACCCCCCCUUGCCACCAUGCACUGUCACCAGCAUGACCUCGCUCUCCCUCUCCCACAGCUCCGUAUAUUGUUUGCUCUUUUCACAAAUCUGUCCAACCUGAUCUUGGCUUUGGUGUAUUAUUGUCAUAUACACCAGAGUCUAGGACGAGAGAACAUGGCCUCAGAAUUAAAGGACAUUCUUUUAGGAAGGAGAUGAGGAGAAAUGUCUUUAGUCAGAGGGUGGUGAAUCUGUGGGAUUCUUUGCCACAGAAGGCUGAGGAGGCAAAAUCAGUGGAUAUAUUUAAGGCAGAGAUCGAUUCUUGAUUAGUGCGGAGGUCAGAUGUGAUGGGGAGAAGGCAGGAGAAUGGGGUUAGGAGGGAGAGAUGGAUCAUGAUUGAAUGGCGGAGUAAACUUGAUAGGCCGAAUGGCCUAAUACUACUCCUAUCACUUAUGACCUUAUGCACUGAGAUGUAGUGAAAAGCUCAAGAAGAGUCUGAAGACGGUUUCCGACCCAAAACAUCACCUAUUCCUUUUCUCCACAGAUGCUGCCUGGCCUGCUGAGUGACUCCAGCAUUUUGUGUCCAUAUUGGUGUUACUGUGGGCUGUUACCAUUGGUAUGCGUGGCUGGCGAUUGUUGUUACUGUGAAAAUGAUCCAGCAUUCUGACUGCAUUUGAAAAACUAGAAGAAGAAAUUCCUUGUGGUCAGAUGGAGGAUUUGAAAUUUUAGCUCAGGGAGGACCUUUGGUUAUAAUGAGGGUACAAAUAGUCAGGUACAUUUAUCAGCAACACAACAAGGAGAUGCGGGCCUGAGGUGUCGCAAACAGACUUCACAAUAAGAUUGCUUACGGUUACUAUUGAGUUACUAGACAAAGUCUUUCAAAACCUCAGCCAUAGUAUAAAGAUGGCUCAGGCAUUGCUUUACCAGUAGGACUGCUUAUUUUGGUGGACACCUCUAUAGAAUCUGAUCAUGCCUAACUUGUUCAUCACAUUAUUCAGGAGUUGGGUUUGGCAGUCUCGACGGCCUGGCUGCUGCCUCUGCUCUGGCGAGUGCUCUGAGUGUUUAUGCAGCCCGAAUCUUGCUGUAUUCUACAGGGACAGUGCAGUGCCAACCUGCCCACAGAACGGCAGAGGCUGGUUUACACAGAAUGCUCGACUAACUCAGUGAGCCUGACCUGAUGUAGAUGAGAUGCUGCCUGACUUGCUGAGUUACUCCCUCACUCUGUGUCUUCAGCCCUUUCUCGGCUUGGUGUGAGCAGUAAGUACCAGGGCGUGUGAGGGAGGAUGCAAUCAACCCAACAGUUUUGCACAAUGAUCUUCCCCAUCUGUGGAACACCCUCACUGGGGUCGUCAGCCAUGGCUAUGUCCAUGAGUACUUCAUCCGAGGGCCCUCUCCCCCUCAGCCCAUGGCCCACACUGCAUCCUCUCAUGCUCAUCCUCACAGGGCACCAACCCACACGUCUAACAUGCCUUCCUGUGUGGGUGGCCCAUGCACAGCUCCCCUUCAUCAGUGUGAAGAAGAGUUUCUCCAGAGAUGCUGCCUGUCGCACUGAGUUACGUCUAUCCCUUUCACAGUUAGCCGUGUUUGGAUCAUCCAAGUAACAACCCCGUGACCAACCUCGACUUUUCCACAAUUCAUAAACAAGCGUUAAGAGUAAACGUGAGAAACACAACUUUUCACCACUUCGGUGUUUCUUAUCUUUCAUGGUUUUGGAUCCUUGUCCCUGGAGAUUUGUCUUCAUUGUCUAGUACCCUCACGUCAGCAGGCUGGGAGUUUAAGGAGGUGUUUUGCCAUUCGUUACUGUACUCUUGUGCUUUGUGCUUCAGGUCAGUGUUCUGGCCCCCAAAGAGCAGGAUGUACCACCGCAAACUCUGGCUGAGUAAUGUCACUCCACUCCUGGACGGCCCAAAGUCACACAACAUCCCCAACAACAAGCAAUUGUCCGUGCUGUCACAGUGUCUUCAAACAAAAGAGAUGAGCUACAAAUCUUGGAAACUUGAAAUUAUAAUUUUAAACACUGAAAACACUCGGCGAAUCAGGCAGCAUCAGUGCAGAAGCGGAGAACUCAGAAUAAAUGGACCACCCUUAGAAAGGAGAUGAGGAGAAGAUUUUUUACUUAGAGGUUGGUGAAUCUGUGGCAUUCAUUGCCACAAACAUCUGUGGAGGCUGUCAAUGGAUAUCUUUAAGGUGGAGAUUGACAGAUUAUUGAUUAAUACGGAUGUCAGGGGUUAUGGGGAGAAGUCAGGAGAAUGGGAUUGAGAGGGAAAGAUAGAUCAGCCAUGAUUGAAUGGCAGACUAGACUUGAUGGGCCGAAUGGCCUAAUUCUAGAACCUAUGAGAACACUUUCGAGCUGAUGAAGGGGCCCAGAACAUUAACCGUUACUCUUUCCAUAAGAUACAGUAGCAGAAUUAGGCCAUUCUGUCCAUUGAGUCGACUCCACAAUUCUAUCAAGUCUGAUCUAUUUUUUCCUCACAGCCCCAUUAUCCUGCCUUCUUCCCGUGAACCUUGACGUUUUCUCAUCAAGAACCUGUCGAUCUCCGCUUUAAUAAUACCCAAUGACUUGGCAUCUCCCGCCGUCUGUGACAAUGCAUUCCACAGAUUCAUCAACCUCUAGCUAAAGAAAUUCCUUCUCAUCUCCAUUAUAAAAGUACAUUGUUUUAUUCUGAGGCCGUGCCCACUGCUUCUAGACGCUACCAUUACUGGAAACCACAGAUGAUGCCUGACCUGCUGUGUUUCCAGUAUUUGAUGCGAUUAUUUUUGACAACACCCUCCACCCACUGUCCCAGAUCACUGCCCCUGUAUACAGCCUCCUGUAUCUGUGCCAGACCAAGGGUUAAUGCUGCUUGCACCACAGUAACAAAGAACACCAAUGUCAAAGUGCUGCACAUCCCCCACAAGGUGUCUGGAGCAGGACAGGUUCACAAUUCAGAUGACCCUUUGCGCAGAGAUGGUGAAGUGUAAUUAAUCUGGGGUAGGGACCGACCCUGAACAUUGUCUGCCCUUUUUCUUCCAGUCUGGCGUACUGAGUUCCUCCAGCAGUUGUUUUUUUUGCUCAAGAUUCCCGCAUUUGUUAAGGGCUUGGACACGCUAGAGGCAGGAAACAUGUUCCCUUUGUUGGGGGAGUCCAGAACCAGGGGCCACAGUUUAAGAAUAAGGAGUAAGACAUUUAGAACGGAGACGAGGAAACACUUUUUCUCACAGAGAGUGGUUAGUCAGUGGAAUUCUCUGCCUCAGGAGGAGGUGGAGGCAGGUUCUCUGGAUGCUUUCAAGAGAGAGCUAGAUAGGGCUCUUAAAAAUAGCGGAGUCAGGGGAUAUGGGGAGAAGGCAGGAACGGGGUACUGAUUGGGGAUGAUCAGCCAUGAUCACAUUGAAUGGCGGUGUUGGCUCGAAGGGCCGAAUGGCCUACUGCUGCACCUAUUGUCUAUUGUCUAUCUGCCAUUUCUGAUGCAUCUUUGGACCUGCAGUUAAGGUUCUCCAUGUCCCUGUGUCAGACGUGUACACAGGUGCCCUCUGCUGGUCAUUCUGUGCCUCUCCACCACCCGUUGGUGCCCCAACUGAUCAGCGACUCAAGAUGAAAUAGUGCACGGUGGCGCAGUCGGCAGAGUUGCUGCCUCAGCGCCUGUACCCUGGGUUCGAGCCUCUGUAUGGAGUUUGCACGUUCUCCGUGCGACCACGUGGGUUUCCUCCGGCUGCUCCAGUUUCUUCUCACAUCGCCAAAACAUAGGGGUUUGUAGGUUAAUCAGCCUCUCUGUAAAUUGUCCCUAUUAUGAAGGGAGUGGAUGAGAAGGCGGUAUAACAUAGAACUAGUGAGAACCCGUGAUCAAUGGUCAGCAUGGACUGAUCGGGCUGAAAGGCCUGUUAUCUUUCAAUCAAUUAAUGUUUGGAAACCGCUUCCUCACAUCCUAAAGGCAAGCAGGUUUGUGGGUUAUUGGCCUCUGUAAAUUGUCCUUUGUGUGCAUGGAUAGAACAAGUAUUCAGGUGAUUGUUAGUCAGCGCAAACUCAGGGUCGAAGGGUCUGUUUCCACGCUGUAUCUCUAACCUAAACUAAAUUAAACUCUCUUGCGGUUUAUGAAGGGAUUUGCUUCCUUUCUGCAACCUUGGCGUAGUGUAGAGUUGUACUUGACUUCUUGACAGAAAGGUGAGCAGGAACUGGCCAGUGAUGUGGUGAUGUUAUGAGUUACAGCAUCGGUGUUGCUCACUGGUGAUUGGGGUUUACUCACUGCCAGUCAGGAGAUGUCCUGGCCUUGGCAGCCCCCCC